AUUUAUAAUAUUACCUUUGUCUAAUUUAACUCCUUAUAUAUAUCCACUUCGCCGCCUCUCUCUUUCAUUUCCAAUUAUCCGUCCAACCAUGACCACCGUCACAACCACUUUCCUCCUCCUCAUCUCCACCUUCCUCCACCUCUUCACCACCUCCGCCGCCCUUGGUGUCAACUAUGGAACUUUAGCCAACAACCUCCCACCUCCAGCCCAAGUAGCCAACUUUUUAAAAACAGAAACCAUUAUAGACAGCAUAAAAAUCUUUGAUACAAAUCCAGAAAUUCUUAAAGCAUUUGCCAACACAAACAUCACUGUCACCGUCACUGUCGGCAACGGAGACAUUCCUUCUCUAUCCAACGCACGCGCAGCUCGCCGAUGGGUAGCCAACAACAUAAAACCUUAUUAUCCACAGACAAAAAUCAACCUUAUAGCCAUUGGUAAUGAAAUCUUGAUGUCUGGUGUUCAAGAUUGGAUUGCCCAUCUUGUCCCUUGCAUGAAAGCAAUACACCAUGCGUUAGUUCUUGAAAAAAUAAACACUAUUAAAGUUUCAACACCACACACGUUAGGAAUUCUUCAUAAUUCGGUACCACCGAGUUCAGCCCGGAUCCGACCCGGUUACCAAAAACCAAUAUUUGCACCUAUGCUAUCCUUUUUACGAGAAACCAAAUCGCCUCUUAUGGUAAACCCGUACCCGUAUUUCAGUUAUGCACCAAAAGUGGCUAAAUACAUUCUUUUCCAACCUAACCGUGGAAUUCACGAUAAAGCAACUGGCAUUACUUACACGAACAUGUUUGAUGCGAUGAUGGAUGCGGUUUACUCGGCGAUUAAGGCAAUGGGAUAUGCCGACGUGGAAAUCCUGGUUGCGGAGACAGGGUGGCCUUCGAUGGGUGAUCCGGAUCAACCGGCUUGCACAGUGGAGAAUGCAGUGUCGUUUAAUGGGAAUUUGAUUAAGCAUGUUACUUCAGGGAAAGGGACACCUUUGAUGCCUAAUAGGAAGUUUCAGACUUACAUUUUCGCAUUGUUUAAUGAGAAUUUGAAACCUGGAACUACUGCUGAGAGGAAUUGGGGCUUGUUUAGACCUGAUUUUAGCCCUGUUUAUAAUGUUGGGAUUUUGCGCAAUCCGCAGAAAAAUCCAACAGUACCACAACCAACACCAACAACAGGAGGCAAGAAAUGGUGUGUACCGAAAGCAGAAGCUACUGAGCAACAAUUACAAGGAAACAUCGACUAUGUGUGCAGCCAAGGUGUAGAUUGCAAGCCUAUCCAAGCUGGUGGUGCGUGCUUUGAUCCAAAUAAUGUAAGAUCACACGCAUCAUUUGUAAUGAACUCCUUCUAUCAAACACAUGGCCGGAAUGAUUUCAACUGUGAUUUCUCUAAGACCGGUGAAGUCACCACUUCUGAUCCAAGUCAUGGAGGAUGUAAAUACCUUUGAGUGUACAAGGCAGGCAGCCAUGUAAUUUUAUUCGUGAUCUGUUGAUUCUUUUUGUUAUCAGUAAUUUAUGCAUUUAAUCAAGCUGUGAAGUUACUUGUAAUUGUAAUUGAAAUGUGCAGGGUUUAUACACAACAAAAGGGUAUAAUUGUCACCUCAUAAUGUAUUGAAAUUCCACUAAUUUCCCUUAACGCGUCUGCGUUUGCGUUUAUUUAUAGAAAGCUAAAGCAAGAGACAUUAAAGCUCA
Jatropha curcas is the source of this 1673-nucleotide messenger RNA. Its product is annotated as glucan endo-1,3-beta-glucosidase. The record is from RefSeq and is a predicted model, not a curated record. Gene Ontology annotation, biological process: carbohydrate metabolic process. Lineage: Eukaryota; Viridiplantae; Streptophyta; Magnoliopsida; Malpighiales; Euphorbiaceae. Gene Ontology annotation, molecular function: hydrolase activity, hydrolyzing O-glycosyl compounds.